AUGCCGGACUGCCAGGAAAGUGGUGGGAAAGGCACCCCCACCACCAAGAUCUCCUUCUCCAUCCUGGAUAUCCUGGAUCCUCAGAAGUUCACCAAGAAGAAGAAGAGCCUCCCGGAGGGGAGGGAAGAGGAGAGCCCCCCGUCCCAGACGGAGAAAAGUUUGGAGCGGGUCGAUCCCGGGAGAAAAAGCAGCAGCCACCCAAAGAAGAAGACCGAGGCGUCCCAGGAUGCAAAAGGCAACCUCGGAGAGCUUGGAGCAUCCCUGGAAGCAUCGGAACCAGAGGCACUUGAUGGUGAGGCCAGGAGUCGCCUAGCAGGGCCGGGCUCCCCCUUGCUGGACUUCCCUGCCUCCUCUUCUUCACCCUCGGACCCAGGGGAGCCCUUCUCCCCCCUGCCGCCUCUGCCGUCUUCCUCGAAACGUCGCCGGUUGGAGGUCAGCAGCUGCUCCAAGCCCCGUCGGGCCCGGACGGCCUUUACUUAUGAGCAGCUGGUAGCCCUGGAAAACAAGUUCAGGGCCACCCGGUACCUGUCAGUGUGCGAGCGCCUCAACCUGGCCCUCUCGCUUAGUCUCACAGAGACUCAGGUCAAGAUCUGGUUCCAGAACCGGAGGACCAAGUGGAAGAAGCAGAACCCAGGUCUCGAUGGCACUGGACAGCCUGGGAGCAACACAGGGAACCCCCCUGGAGGUGGUGGUGGAGGAGGAAGGGUGUGCAGUCCCAGCCCCCCAGGCCCCAUUGCCUUAGCUUCCUACCAGACUUUCCCCUCGUACGCCCCUUCCAACCUCCUCUUCCCAGCCCCGGCACCUCUUUCUUUGGCGGCAGCCCCAGGAGGGGGACCCUUUCCUUCCUUCCUCAGCCCCACAUAUCUGGCCCCCUUUUAUAGCCCACACUUAUAG
Molecule: messenger RNA, 894 nt
Organism: Sceloporus undulatus (fence lizard)
Lineage: Eukaryota; Metazoa; Chordata; Lepidosauria; Squamata; Phrynosomatidae
Gene: NKX1-2
Product: NK1 homeobox 2
Exons: 2
Coding region: 1-894 (297 amino acids)
Biological process (GO): cell differentiation; regulation of transcription by RNA polymerase II
Cellular component (GO): nucleus
Molecular function (GO): DNA-binding transcription factor activity, RNA polymerase II-specific; RNA polymerase II cis-regulatory region sequence-specific DNA binding
Source: RefSeq, a predicted model, not a curated record